Messenger RNA from Passer domesticus (house sparrow), 1463 nucleotides. Its product is annotated as zinc finger protein 239-like. Bases 333 to 1463 code for a protein of 376 amino acids. NCBI's taxonomy places the organism in Eukaryota, Metazoa, Chordata, Aves, Passeriformes, Passeridae. The record is from RefSeq and is a predicted model, not a curated record. The transcript has 2 exons.
GGGGCAGCUUUUGGGAUUGCUGGGACUGCCAGCAGGCUGGGGAGGGCGGGCACCGAGGAGAAGGGGGACCCCCAAUGCAAGUGUAACCCCAGCAGCUGGGACAGGGGGAACUCCGAAGAGCAGAGGGGAGGGACAAGGGACAGGAAGCUCUUGGUAGGAUUUUUAGGGCUGAACCUUGGUGUUUGAGAGGUUUUUCUGGAGCCCAGAUAGCCGGUGACUUCUCGAGGUGGGCUCGGGCAGAUGGACCUUCAAAUUCAACGUGCUCAUCCCUUAUUUUCCUCAAACCAUGAUUUCUCAUUGCCAACCCCUGGGAGGCUGUGAGGAAGAGCAAGAUGCCCUGGGACAAUGAGGCAGGUGAGGAGGAAGUCAGUGCCCCUUUCCCCCUCUCUCCUGCUCCAUCUCCCAGCUCAGCACAGCAGAACCUCGUGGCAGAGGCCGUUUUGAGCGGCUCCACGGCACAGGAACCCAACGGGGAGGAAAAGCCCCGGAGAUGCCACACGAGGAGGGGCUGCAAAUGCAGAUCACGGGGAUCUGAGGAGGAAAGAGCCAGCCUGGGCCGGGAAGGCGGCUGGAGAUGGAGCCAGAGCUCAGAGCUGGUGGUCCAUGAGCAGCUCCAUGAUGGGGAGAAGCCCCACAAGUGCUUGGAGUGUGGGAAGAGCUUCAGGAGGAGCUCCAGCCUGAUCAGGCACCAGGUGAUCCACAGUGGGGAACGGCCCUACGAGUGUGGGGAAUGCGGGAAGAGCUUCAGACUUCGCACCAACCUGAUCUACCACCAAAAUAUCCACUCUGGGGAGAGGCCCUACGAGUGUUCCAAGUGUGGGAAGGGGUUUUGGAUCCGCUCCCAUCUUUUCUGGCACUAUCGGAUUCACACAGAGGAGAGGCCCUUCUGCUGCCCCGACUGCGGGAAGGGAUUCAGGCACAACUCCAACCUCGUCACCCACCGGCGCAUCCACACUGGGGAGAGGCCCUGUGAGUGUCCCCAGUGUGGAAAGAGCUUCAGCCAGGGAUCAGAGCUGGUGGUCCAUGAGCAGCUUCAUGAUGGGGAGAAGCCCUACAAGUGCUUGGAGUGUGGGAAGAGCUUCAGGCAGAGCAGCACCCUGAUCAGCCACCAGAUGAUCCACACUGGGGAAUGGGCUUACGAGUGUGGGGAAUGUGGGAAGGGCUUCAGCUACAGAUCCACCCUUGUGACCCACCAACGCAUCCACACUGGGGAGAGGCCCUAUGAGUGUCCCCAGUGUCAGAAGAGGUUUCACACCAGCUCCAAUCUCCUCCUGCAUGAGCGGAUUCACACGGAUGAGAGGCCCUUCCGCUGCCAUGACUGUGGGAAGGGCUUCAAGUACAACUCCCACCUCGUCACCCACCGGCGCAUCCACACUGGGAAGAGGUCCUAUGAGUGUCCCCAGUGUGGGAAGAGCUUCACCCACAGUUCUAACUUAACCAGACACCAACAGAGGCACCAGUAG